Pecten maximus is the source of this 2518-nucleotide messenger RNA. RefSeq names its product transmembrane protein 26-like. The transcript has 3 exons. The record is from RefSeq and is a predicted model, not a curated record. NCBI's taxonomy places the organism in Eukaryota, Metazoa, Mollusca, Bivalvia, Pectinida, Pectinidae. Bases 444 to 1568 code for a protein of 374 amino acids.
AACUCCUGUCCACCAGAACGAGUUGGGGCCUGUCGGAAGAGAUGAUUAAAUCCGGGUACCACAGUAAACUGUGGGUGUACAAGACGUUAUUGACAAUAAAUCAGGCAAGUCUUCAUAACUCCGCCAACCACCGACCGAGAGAUAGUGGAGGUAUUCGUGUAUCUAACCCGACUUCACGGAACAGGUAUUCCACACCCUUGACUUCCGGAUAUAGGAACACUUGCGAGCCAUCAGCUGUGAGGAGAAAACUGGAUGUUGUAUUGCGACAUCAGACAUGUAGAUAAUUUAGGAAGACAUCAGCAUUCUUUAUUAUUUUGCCUAUCGACCUUAUUUGGAUUUUGAGAAAACUCUUCAGAUCAUGAAACUUAAAUAGAGUUAAAGUAGUAAGUUUAACACUUAAUUUACAACACAAACAGAAAUUUGGUGCCAACAGGAGGUCGAAAAUGGCGAAACUUUCGCUGACUAAGUCUAUCAUACAGGCGGUCAUUGUGCGGGCCAUUUUGGCGGUACAUAGUUUUCUAACUGUAUGGCGUACAGCAGACGUGAAAAAUAACGAUCUCUACUGGUUACUAGGGCUGACCAAUAUACUCCUUCUCCUCGAGCUCUUCAUCCGUGUCGUCAAACACGAGGGACAGGAAGGCAAAUGGUUCAGUCCAUGCUUGUUCAUCUUUCUGGUGUCCACCGUGCCAGCCAUAUGGUUCCUGGAGCUUGACCGUCUGGAUCGUUACGACAGCGUUGUCAACUCAGGCAAUGUCUCUGCAAAACAAGAGGAGCUCUCCUCGAUCUCUGGGGUGAGUGUACCAAUAAAGUUGGAGGCAGACACGUGGAUAUCGGUACUCGAGCAGGGCCUACUCUUCCUGUUUAUUGUGGGGCGCUGGAUGCUCCCCAGGGGCAAAGUAACACGUGACCAGUUGUCCCAGCUUCUCUUUGUGUACCUCGGGAUCGCAUCUGACAUUAUGGAGCUUUUCGUUAUAUUCGAGGAGCCGGUAAUCCGCGAAGAUCGGAUUCUCACUUACGCCACACUAGGCGUUUGGUCUGUCAGUUUGCUGCAGUUUACACUUACUCUCACUGCCACAAAGAACGCGCGCAAGGGACGUGGCGUGGCGAUCGCCCCUGAGGAUGCUCCUAUAAAAGACAAUAGGAGUUUGUGCUCGCGCAUUUUCCAGUCGGAGAUCUGGAGUUUGAUGGUGUCUAUUUCCAUUAUGGACCUACCAUUUGUAACGAUUCGACUGUACGCCCUGGUUCGCUACAGAAUACUCACCUAUGGAAUCCUGUUCUUCACUUUUAAAAACCUUUUGAUGAUAUUCCUCCUCAUCUACCGCAUGAUUAUCGUAUGCUACAAUAUGUCUCACGAUAACAAGGACGAUGACGUCACGGACGACGAUACCUUGAUACUGCGGAGGUCCAAGGUGGACGUAUACUCCCGACCCCCUGGAGACAAGGCUUCUGUGAUCACAGAGGGUGAUUCACCGAUUAAAAGAGGCCAAUUUCCCACAAAACACACAGACAGUCCGCAUAACUCUACAGACAACCCCUCAGUUCCUCUAGAUCUCGACACAUUCGAUUAAACGGAAAUUACGUCAGUGUGGAAACUGAACACAUGAAGCUUUAAUAUGAAUGAUAUUACGUGGUAUGGUGUCACAUGGUAUAGUUUGACUUGGAUGGGAAGCACGGAUUGUCAAACAGCGACGACCAGUUUUCAAACAGGUCUGCGGAAUAACAUACAGCUAUUUUUAGUGUCAAAGUGAUCGUAGCUUAAUAAAUAUUAUGAAAUGAAAUAAUUCACAGCAACAUAUACCUGUAAUGACUGGGAAAUAUGAUAAUACAGACAAUGUGCACGCACUUUGGAUUGUCUUACUUCAUCGUUAAGUCAUUAUAAAUCACGUGAUAGACGGUGUAAUACAUGUACAAUGUAUGCAUUAAAUAUGUUUUAUUUCACCUCUAGGAGCACCAUCAGUCUGCCCGUUUGCUAAAAACAUGUAUGGAACUUGUCGUCUGCUGUAAACUAAUGGCCGGAGAAUGUGCUGGGCCAGUCAGACCUAUACUAAUACCCAGAAGAAUUAAAUCAAUCCAAUUUCAAAUCACUCGAAUUAGCAUUGAUUAUAUUUUCCUUUGAAGAUGGAAUUAGACCAAUGUAUUUGAAUGGUUGUAUAAAGGUUGUUAUCUCCACUGCGGCUGCUGUUCCAUCGACCGCCGUCACAGUAUGGCACAAUGGUUCUUCCGGUACAUCACGGCUCUGCAACCAGAUCAUAUUGCUCAUAGACUGAUUCUUCAAUAUCUGUGAUUUUAUUAAUACAAGUUCGAUAUACGCUCGUGCCCUAAACCCCUAUCUGUCUCUAGUCGUCAGAUGCCCCAAACAUGUAUAUAUCUACAGAAAUGACGUCAGUAACCUUAAAAGAUAUCAAUGCGAUAUAUCAAAAGGUUACUUGGUAAACCAAAUGUGAUAACUUUUUUUAGCUUACUUUCUACAAUACAUUGCCAUUUGUAAAUAACACAUUAAACUUAUCUUAAACAUUAA